Molecule: messenger RNA, 2080 nt
Organism: Linum trigynum
Lineage: Eukaryota; Viridiplantae; Streptophyta; Magnoliopsida; Malpighiales; Linaceae
Source: the annotation of a GenBank genome assembly
GUUAUGGACUAUGCUAAGAAAAGGAAAACAAAAACCAAAAGAGAAUAAUGGGAAGAUUUGGGAAGAAAUAUAAACAAAUAAAAAGGAAAAUUGGUGGAAGGGAGCUGGUUAUGCCAAUUUGUCAUUUCUCCUGAACCAGACCCAACAACCUUUCUCAAUUCUCACCCUUUUUUUUUUUAAUUUAUGCAAUGAUUUCAUUUCGCUUUGGAGAUAUUUAAAAGUUGAAUUUCCCCUGUAAAGUCCGAGACUUUCCUUCCCCUCUACUGCAACUACUAUAGUGGUGUGAAGUCUUGUUCUUCAUCCUUCCCUCUAAAUCUGGACAUUUUUGGGUUUCUUUCAUUUUCCCUCAAAAGUUUGAGUAGGAGAAGAGCGUACCAUUUUUUUGCUGCCACUGGUAAUGUGUGCUUUCUCAUUUUGCUGUUCUUUCCCGCGAUGAAACUGAAAUUUCCUUCCUUUAUCUCGCUUGUAAUGAUUUGGUAGUUGCUGAGAUCCUUGCAUUGAGUUUGAUUGGGGAUUCGUAUUUUGUUGUUGAAAUGGCCCCUGUUGGAUUUGCUGUUGAAGAAGGAAAGUAGAAAGAAUAGAAUUGGUGAAUGUGUGAACUUCAUUAUGCUGUUAUUCUGACUAGGGUUAGCUAUUUUUCCAGGUUUAUGUUGAGCUGGGUGGCUCAUCAAACGUACAGCAGGAAUGGGUUCUGGGAAUUGGAUUAAGACAGUGAUUAGUUUGAGGAAGGGGAAGAAAGGCCAUUUGAAGCAGUUAAAGGGUUCUUCAUCACCGUCUGCGAAAUCGAAUGGCUUCAAAUCGAAGAAUCUGCAGAACAAAGAUUUGACUACUUUUGCAAAUGGGCAUGGGAAUGAAGAAUUGGCUGCUACUCGAAUUCAAACUGCAUUCCGUGCAUAUAAAGCCAGGAAAGCCUUACGCCGCCUAAGAGGGACUGUGAAAUUACAGACCCGAACCAAGCAUCAGUCCAUUGUGAAGCAAGCUACUUCCACAUUGAACCACCUUCAUCUGUGGAGCAGCCUGCAGACCCAGAUUAGAACUCGCCGCCUGUAUAUGGUCACCGAAGGUCGUUCGAGGCAGAAGAAGUUGGAGAAUCAACUUAAACUCGAGGCAAAACUUCAUGGCCUAGGGGUGGAGUGGAACAGUGGGUGUGAUACAAUGGAGGAGAUUCUUGCAAGAGUACAUCAGAGGGAAGAAGCAGCAGUGAAGAGGGAAAGAGCAAUGGCAUAUGCCUUCUCUCACCAGUGGAGGGCAAACUGUAGCCAGAGCCUUGGUAGCUAUGAAGUUGGCAAGUCCAACUGGGGAUGGAGCUGGACUGACCGCUGGAUCGCUGCUCGUCCUUGGGAGAGCCGUGUCCCUGUGAAGUCCAUUACACCAAAGAAAGCUCAGAACAGCAAGCAGGCUAACAAGGCUAGUAAGACAGCAACUUCACCUGCUGCGAAAACGCCAACAACAGCCUCCAAACCACCAGUGUCCAAUGGAGGUAUAAAAGCCAGGAGAUUAACUUACCCGGUUACUGGAAAACAAGCUACAACACUCCAUGGAAGCAGGAAAGGUGGAAUUGGAGAGGGUAAGAAGGAGCAGCUGGUACUGGCAUCUUAGUGUGUUCUUGUUCUGGUCUCUUUCAUUUAAUUUUGUGAUUAUGAGUUUAUGAGUGGUGUGGUAUUCUUCUGCUUGUGGAUGCGCGGUAUAUAACUGAGAAAGCCUUGAGAGUUUAUUUGGUUCUAUCUUCUUUUCUUCUUCCUAUACACCAUGUGAAAAACAAGGGCUCACUUUGUAUUUAUAAAUUUUAUAUACACUGUAAAUAGAUGAUAACAUUUUGUGUUGGAGGAUGCAAUGUUAACUCAUUAUUGCAGAGCUCAAUGCAACUUUGGUUCUUAGUUAAUCUUCACUUACUGAACACUUUUGGGUUCUUAGGAUGAAAAUGGUUAUAUAUUAGCUUAAUGGAAAACUUUGAAACAGCCGCCUAUGGGGUCGUUUGGAAGUUGCGAUUGUUUUAUUGAGAUUGUCAUUAUGUAUGUAUUGUUUACAAUGCAUCGUUUUUUUGUUUUUGUAACAGAAACAAUACAUGGAUUGUUUCUGU